GUAUAAUUUACAGUGUGUGGUGGCUUUUGCUUGAGCUCUGCUGCUAGAAGAAAUGGGUACUUAUCGAUUCCAAGAUGGUUUCGGGACAUUCCAACAGCAAUCAGAAAGUGAUUUCGACAAGUUCAACGAAGAAGCUAAUUCUGCUAUGAAAUGGGCAGUAGCUGGAUCUAUUAUUCUUGGUGUAAUAUCAACUGUAGCAAUUGUAGCUAUAGUUUAUGCUAUUAUUGAUUGCUUGAAGAAAGCAGGAAGUGCAAUUCCAAAUUAUGCAAGAAUUGCUACAAGUGAGAUUAAUCAUACAGCUUCAAAGAAAAAACCUUCAUCAAUUGAUAACCACAUAUCCAUACCAAUUGAUCCACAAGACUCACAAAUUCAAUUUCCAACAAUAGAAAGAUUCCUUAGCAAUAUGGCAAGAGAGAAACCUAUUAGGUUCUCACCUCAACAAAUUGAAGAAUUCACUACUAAUUGCUCCACCAUAUUAGGAUCAGGAGGCUAUGGAGUCGUCUUCCAAGGCGAGCUUCCAAAUGGAGUGCCAGUUGCCGUGAAAAUUCUCACAAACCAUUCAAGAGAUAAAAAGUUGGAAGAACAAUUUAUGGCAGAAGUUAGUACUAUUGGAAGAACGUACCAUGCCAAUCUUGUUAGACUCUAUGGCUUUUGCUUCGACCACUCAAUGAUGGCUCUUGUUUAUGAAUAUAUGGAUAAUGGAUCUCUUAAUAAAUUUUUGUUCGACGAAACCAGAGAGAUAGAAUGGGAAAAGUUACGCGAGAUUGCUAUAGGAACUGCGAAAGGUACAGCGUAUUUACACGAGGAGUGUCAACAAAUGAUUAUACAUUACGAUAUAAAACCUGAAAAUAUACUUCUUGAUGAUAGUUUGAACCCUAAGGUUGCGGAUUUUGGUCUUGCCAAGUUAUGUAAUAGAGAAAGUAGUAAGGAAAACUUGAGUGGCGGUAGAGGAACACUCGGAUAUUCUGCGCCGGAAGUAUGGUAUAGGAAUUAUCCGGUGACUCAUAAGUGUGAUGUUUAUAGUUUUGGGAUUGUUCUUUUUGAAAUUAUUGGAAGGAGAAGACAUUUUGAUGCUAAUCUUAACGAGUCUCGACAAUGGCUUCCAAAAUGGACAUGGGAUAUGUAUAAGAACCAUGAACUUGAAGUAAUGUUGUAUCUCUGUGGGAUUCAAGGGAAGGAUAAAGACAAGGCGGAGAGAAUGUGUCUUGUGGCUCUGCAAUGCAUUCAAAAUUCCCCUGAUGCAAGGCCUUUGAUGAGUGAUGUGGUGAAGAUGCUAGAAGGAGGUAUGGAAAUAGUGCAAUUGAUUGAAAACCCAUUUGAAUCUGGCAGUCCAAACAUUCCACUGUCUUUUGGAAGUGAUGGAGACAACUAUACGCAUGUUUCUGAGAAAUCUUCUCUCCGACCUAGAAAUGGAAUGGAAAUUGAGUUAGCAAGUCGUUAGCUAUGGUCUAAGUUUAAAGUAUAAAUGAGCAAAGCCGAGUUCGAACCUACUAGCAUGAUUUGAAUUCUAUACGAAACUCAACAAGCUUGAAAAUUUUAGAGGUCAAACUCGACUUGAGACUCGAGUUCAAUUUGAAAAAUUUUGGACUCGAAUAAGCCUAAAAUAAAUUUAUAUAAAUGUAUGUAUAAAUAGUUCGAAAACGCUCAUGGGCUUUCGAUUGAAUAUUAUUAAGAGCGAGCCGGCCUAGACUCAGGCUUGAGCUUAAUUUAAGCCAAAUUUUUUGAACUUUUUUCGAGCCGAGCUCGAACAGUUCACAAACUGGAAAUAUCUUUAUCUCUCUCUUUCCUAUAUUUGUACUUAAUCAAUUUUUUUUCUACUUCCAUUAUAUGUAGAUUUCAUUAAUUCAAGUUCUCUUUAAAGCAAUUAUUGUUCUAUAAACUCUUUUUC
Jatropha curcas is the source of this 1888-nucleotide messenger RNA. RefSeq names its product rust resistance kinase Lr10. The record is from RefSeq and is a predicted model, not a curated record. Gene Ontology annotation, molecular function: ATP binding; protein kinase activity. Gene Ontology annotation, biological process: protein phosphorylation. NCBI's taxonomy places the organism in Eukaryota, Viridiplantae, Streptophyta, Magnoliopsida, Malpighiales, Euphorbiaceae.